AAGCCCCUAGAAUCUAGUUCCAUCAGUAACAAUCAGUAAGCGCUCCUAACCUAACUUGAAAACCGCGAAAUCGAAUACCGUUUGUCAUAGAUUUUCAUCUUUUAUUAAGGCUUUAUAAAGACAAUUCCACUGUAUUUGAGAAAAGGUUGAUAUUUCCUCGAGACAUUUACUAAGAAAAUGGAUCGUACGAACAUAGCAAGUCCAUCAGGAAGAACGUUGGCCUCCCCUAGGAAGCGAAUGUCAAUAAUUCAAUCGCUCAAGAAGAACAGUUCCACAACGAGCGUCUCUGGACGGACGAAUCAAUCCGUCCAAGUAAUAUGCAGGACGCAGAGCCACACGGUGGAAAGCUUUGGCUCUCCAUUGCCGGUUCUAGUCACCGAGGCGUUGACAUUUCUAGAUCGGAAUACAGCCGUCAGCGUUAACGUAUCUGUCCAAGGUUGGGCCUGGCUUGUCUACGGCCGCAAAUUGCUUGUAUGGCAAUGUAAAACGAAUAUUCGCGAUUCCAAGCAAAGGAGGACGUUUAAGACGCAGUGUCGCGAAUUAUUGUUACCUCAAAGCGAUCUGGCCCAUAAAGCUGAUUGCAUAGCGGUUUGGGUACCGCCUGGUCACCAGGUUCCUAGCUGCAUGGCAGUCUCGCCAGAAGGAGUGGUGCGUUAUUGGGCGAGCGUGGCGCACGAAGGAUCUUCCGUGGAGACCAGCGCUGAACUCGCAGGGCAGGAAGUAGACUGCCUUAUUCACGUACCAGGCCAUGGAUGCAUUCUAGCCACAACCACGUGUACGGUGGCGCUCUUGCAACCGCAGUUCAACAAUGGCAAGAACAAUAUUGCAUGCCAGGUGCUCCGGACGAGUCAGGGCUGGCUCGGCGGCAUAGGUCGCCGAAUGACUAGCCUAAUUUUCGGAGCGAUACCGCAAUCGCCCGUCACAGAGACCAAACUGGUCAAGGUCACGUGCACGCAACUGGACCAGAGGAGCUCGAGAGUUCUCAUUCUCGCUGGAUCCUCCUUACAGUACUGGCUCUUUACCCGCGACGAACAUGAGAAGAUGGAAUUUGACGAGGACAUUACUCAUAUCGUUCAGCAAGCGUUCCAGAGGAAAAUUUGGGAAUCGAGUCCACAAAGCAUGAAUACGUGGUUCGUCGAUAUGCAGACAUGCGAGGAAGGGAUAGUCCUUUUAAUGGCGGCCUAUUGCUCCGACAUAUCCAUAGAAAUUCAUUUUGCGCUUGGAUUAUUACCCUUGGCCGGCACGGCAUUGUCAGAUUCGUUCAAAUGGUUCAUACCGGUCAAAUUCGACCCGAUAUUUUAUCACAACGAUAUAGAAUCGUGGUUGGUCUCGUAUCACUUUAUACUGUGUGGCUGGGAGGCAGUGAUAUACAACCGGCACGACGUUCUCGUGGUUAACACCGCGUCCCAAGUCGAGCAGGAUAAGAUCGAGCUGGUGAGAGGCGGCGAGGACGGUAUACUCGGCGGUGCGAUAUGCUCGUCGACUCCGGUAUUGUUCACGAAAAGCAUCGGUCUUGUGUCCAUCACGCCGGUGGAUUUCGCGAUGCAGGAUUUCAAUGCCGGAUACACGGAUGCCACCGUGAGCAUGGACUACACCUACAAGGUCAAUCAGACGGCCCAAAACUUUUCCACUCUUAUAAGCAACGAUCAACUGCAGGAUAUGUACUGCAGCUCCGACGCGGCCACGCAAUUACGCGCCGCCUUUCUCCUGAGCCUGCGGCAGAAUAAGGCGCAGUGCGACGAGAUUCUCUCGCAGCUGUUUCCUCUGCAGGAGGACCCGGUGAUGGAUAUCGACGCCACUCUCGACACGCUCGUUUUAAAGGUCGCGAAGGACCUGAUUGACGAUUUCCCGGCCAACGAUCCGAGAUGGGCUCACCAGAGGGAUCUGUCGAUGACUGUGAACGCGGUCACCGCCAUGCAAAUACCGCAUCAGCUGGAGGGUAAACAGAAGGCGUUGGACCUCUUCGUGGUGUUCCUAAAGGAGCACAGCUUGUGGAACAGGUUCUGCGCGGUCACGUGCCGCGCAACUAUCACGUCCACGUCCCACGUGCUCGGCGAGUACGCGGAGAAGAUGGUCGCGGCGUUGACACUGUACAGUCUACAAGCCAGAUACGCGGAGAUCGUGGACGGGGUGAUAGAGCAGACGUUGAGUCAGAAGGAAGCGUACGUGUCGGAGGAGCUUACGGCGCGCGACGUGUUUUAUCGCGAGGUGAGCGCGGUGCACCUCUUCCUGCCGAUCCUAGUGGAGAAGGCGCACGAGGUCGCGCAGUCCGAGAGGCCCUUGCAACAGAUCGGACGGUACAUUGUACAGGUCAACGCUAUUUUAUUGGCCGUGUUGUACGAGGUGGUCAAGUACCGCCAGUACAACGCCGAGCGCUUCGCCCCCGCCAAGUUCUCCGAGAUAACCGAGUACCUACCUUGGACGGCCGCGCCGGGUAAAGACGGUUUAAGAAACUGCCUCAACACGAUGCAGAGCGUCACCGUUAAGCACGGCGUGACCACGACCGGCGACUCCGCUGUGAGGAACGAGCUGUACGAGCAACUAGUCAGCCUGAUCGAUCUGAUAUUGGACGGGAGGAAGUGCCACUUGGAGAGCAUUUGCGGCACGGAGAGGUUCGAGGUUCUCCUCAAGCAAUACGAGACGGAACGUGCCAAUCUGAUACAGCCACUGAUCAAGGAGGAGCAAUACGAUAAUGCCGCCAUGCUUGCUGAGAAAUAUUGCGACUUUCCCUCGCUCAUGCAGAUCUGCGAGUUGACCGACAACAAGAGCCGGCUGGACGGUUACGUCGACAAGUUUGCGGCCCAGGACUUUGCCGGCUUCUUGUUCUCUUGGUACGUGAGGGACGGACGCCAGGGGCAGCUGGUCGAGAGAUGCAGGCGUGCCGGUACCGCGGAGCUGGCGGAGAAGCUGUCGGAGCAUCCCACCCUGUCCUGGGUGCAAGCGGCACUGACCGGCGAGCUGCGAUUCGCCGCCAAUACGCUUCACACUCUGGCGGUUCAGGAGUCUGAGCUGGUCACCCGUAAAAAGUCUAUGCUCUCGUUAGCCAAGCUGGCGCUACUCGCGUCGGACGAAUCCGAUCCGGUCGAGCCGGGGGAUAAAGUGCUGGACUGCGUCAAGACGAUCGACAACGAGUUGACGCUAAUAGCUUACCAAGAGGAUCUACCGGCACAAGUGCUCACGACGUACGGCUAUGAUAUCAAGAAGCUACGAGUGCUCACGCCGAGGGAAUUAAUCGUCUUGUACACCUCGAGCGACAACGUCAUCGCCAAUGAAUACGAUUUCAAGAAGGCUCUCGAUUUGCUCGAUUAUGUGGAGCACGAAGAGGACAAGUUGGCUCUGAGACUGCAAAUUUGGGCGCGCGCUGCUCGGCGAGAUCAGUGGGACAACAUGGAGAAGAAUCCCGAGCAACAAGUUCAGGAAACCCUAUUUUUCAAGUUGAUGGAUCUCGCCUACUUUAUGGGUGGGAAAGCAGAUGAAUUUUUGCCACAUAUCGAUAUGCUUCUCAAGGAACCUGAGCUCGGGGAACUCGCUGCUUCCAGUAAUUUCCAAUUUCUCAUAAAGUUAAUAUAUGAAUAUGCUUAUCGAAGCUAUUGAUGUAUAAAAUAUU
This is a messenger RNA of Vollenhovia emeryi, 3607 nucleotides long. It is a transcript of the gene Nup133, whose product is annotated as nuclear pore complex protein Nup133. Gene Ontology annotation, molecular function: protein binding; structural constituent of nuclear pore. The transcript is spliced from 4 exons. Gene Ontology annotation, biological process: transcription-dependent tethering of RNA polymerase II gene DNA at nuclear periphery; poly(A)+ mRNA export from nucleus; protein import into nucleus. NCBI's taxonomy places the organism in Eukaryota, Metazoa, Arthropoda, Insecta, Hymenoptera, Formicidae. Gene Ontology annotation, cellular component: nuclear pore outer ring. Bases 178 to 3594 code for a protein of 1138 amino acids. The record is from RefSeq and is a predicted model, not a curated record.